GCCCGCCCACGUCCGGCGGUUUGCUGCCAGACACGCCGGUCCCUGCGCUCCUAGCCCGGGAGGCGUGGCACCGCCGGGGCUGCGGACCGGGAGGGAAAGCUCGGCCAGGAUGGGGUUUGCCGGGAGGCAGGGCCGCUCCUUCGCGGGGAUGCUGACCGUCAGCCUGCUCCUCUUCGCCGGGGACGGGACCGCAGGGGCGGCUGAGUGCCCUGACCAGAGCCCCGAGCUGCAGCCCUGGAGCCCAGGCCAUAACCGAAACCACCGCGUGUUCAUCGGCCGGGGCCAGGCUCUCCUGCUGACCUCGUCUGCCACCGUGCACUCUAUCCACAUCUCAGACGGAGGAAAGCUUGUCAUUAAAGACCACGACGAGACCAUUGUUUUGCGGACCCGGCACAUCCUGAUUGACAACGGAGGAGAGUUGCAUGCUGGGAGUGCCCUCUGCCCUUUCCAGGGCAAUUUCAGCAUCGUGUUGUAUGGCAGGGCCGACGAAGGCGUCCCGCAGGACCCCUACUUUGGGCUGAAGCACAUCGGAGUUGGCCAGGGAGGCACCCUGGAGCUGCACGGACAGAAGAAGCUCUCCUGGACGUUUCUGAACAAGACCCUUCACCCAGGCGGCAUGGAGGAGGGAGGCUAUUUUUUUGAAAGGAGCUGGGGUCAUCGUGGAGUCAUCGUUCAUGUCAUCGACCCCAAAUCAGGGACAGUCAUCCAUUCUGACCGGUUUGACACCUACAGAUUCAAGAAGGAGAGCGAACGUCUAGUCCAGUAUUUGAACGCCGUGCCCAACGGCAAGAUCCUGUCGGUCGCAGUGAAUGACGAAGGGUCUCGGAACCUGGAUGACACGGCCCGGAAGGCGAUGACCAGGCUGGGCAGCAAGCACUUCCUGCGCCUGGGAUUUAGACACCCGUGGAGUUUCCUGACUGUGAAGGGAAAUCCUGCAGCGUCCGUGGAAGACCACAUUGAGUAUCACGGUCACGGUGGCUCUGUGGCGGCCCGGGUGUCCAAACUGUUCCGGUCGGAGCACGGCGAGUACUUCAGCGUCUCUUCAUCCAGCGAGUGGGUUCAAGACGUGGAGUGGACAGAAUGGUUCAACCAUGACAAAGUGUCAUCCACGAAAGGCGGGGAGAAAAUUUCAGACCUCCGGGCAGCUCACCCAGGAAAAAUCUGCAACCGUCCACUCGAUAUACAGGCCACUACAGUGGAUGGCGCUAACCUCACCACCGAGGCCGUCUACAAGAGAGGCCAGGAUUAUAGGUUUGUGUGCUACGACCACGGCCACGCCUGCCAGAGAUACCGUGUGCGUUUCCUGUGUGGGAGGCCUGUGCGGCCCAGACUCACCGUCGCCGUCGACACCAACGUCAACAGCACCGUCCUGACUCUGGAAGACAACGUGCAGUCAUGGAGGCCGGGGGACACCUUGGUCGUCGCCAGUACGGAUUACUCCAUGUACCAGGCGGAAGAGUUCCAGGUGCUCCCCUGCAGAGCCUGUGCCUCCAACCAGGUCAGAGUAGCAGGGAAACCUAUGUACCUGCACAUCGGGGAGGAGAUCGAUGGUGUGGACAUGCGGGCCGAGGUCGGGCUGCUGACCCGCAACAUCGUGGUCAUGGGGGAGAUGGAGGACAGGUGCUACCCCUACAACAACCACAUCUGCAGCUUCUUUGACUUCGAUACCUUUGGGGGUCACAUCAAGUUUGCGCUGGGGUUUAGGGCAGCGCAUCUGGAGGGCGUGGAGCUGAAGCACAUGGGGCAGCAGCUGCUGGGCCAGUACCCGAUUCACUUCCACCUGGCCGGCGACGUGGACGAACAGGGUGGCUACGACCCCCCCACAUACGUCCGGGACCUGUCCAUCCACCACACCUUCUCUCGCUGCGUCACCGUCCACGGCUCCAAUGGCUUGUUGGUCAAGGACGUCGUGGGCUAUAACUCCCUGGGCCACUGCUUCUUCACGGAGGACGGGCCCGAGGAGCGCAACACCUUCGACCACUGUCUCGGCCUCCUCGUCAAGUCCGGGACCCUCCUGCCCUCCGACCGCGACAGCAGGAUGUGCAAGACGAUCACCGAGGACUCGUACCCGGGCUACAUCCCCAAGCCCAGGCAGGACUGCAAUGCUGUGUCCACCUUCUGGAUGGCCAACCCCAACAACAACCUCGUGGACUGCGCUGCUGCGGGGUCCGAGGAAACUGGAUUUUGGUUCAUUUUCCACCACGUGCCAACGGGCCCCUCGGCGGGCAUGUACUCCCCGGGCUACUCGGAGCACAUCCCCCUGGGCAAGUUCCACAACAACCGAGCACAUUCUAACUACCGCGCUGGCAUGAUCAUAGACAAUGGCGUCAAGACGACCGAGGCCUCCGCCAAGGACAAGCGGCCCUUCCUCUCUAUCAUCUCUGCCAGGUACAGCCCUCACCAGGACGCCGACCCGCUGAAGCCCCGGGAGCCGGCCAUCAUCCGGCACUUCACCGCCUACAAGAACCAGGACCACGGGGCCUGGCUGCGCGGCGGGGACGUGUGGCUGGACAGCUGCCGGUUUGCUGACAACGGCAUUGGCCUGACCCUGGCCAGCGGCGGGACCUUCCCGUACGAUGACGGCUCCAAGCAGGAGAUAAAGAACAGCCUGUUUGUUGGCGAGAGUGGCAACGUGGGGACUGAGAUGAUGGACAACAGGAUCUGGGGCCCGGGAGGCUUGGACCACAGCGGAAGGACCCUCCCCAUAGGCCAGAAUUUUCCAAUCCGAGGAAUUCAGUUCUACGAUGGCCCCAUCAACAUCCAGAACUGCACCUUCCGCAAGUUCGCGGCCCUGGAGGGCCGGCACACCAGCGCCCUGGCCUUCCGUCUGAACAACGCCUGGCAGAGCUGCCCCCACAACAACGUGACCAACAUUACCUUUGAGGACGUUCCGAUCACUUCCAGAGUGUUCUUCGGGGAGCCCGGGCCCUGGUUCAACCGGCUGGACAUGGACGGGGACAAGACGUCGGUGUUCCAUGACGUGGACGGCUCCGUGUCCGAGUACCCCGGCUCCUACCUCACCAAGGCCGACAACUGGCUGGUCCGGCACCCAGACUGCAUCGACGUCCCCGACUGGCGAGGGGCCAUCUGCAGUGGGCGCUACGCACAGAUGUACAUUCAGGCCUACAAGACAAGUAAUGUGCGAAUGAAGAUCAUCAAGAAUGACUCCCCCAGCCACCCGCUCUACCUGGAGGGGGCCCUGACCAGGAGCACCCACUACCAGCAGUACCAGCCGGUCAUCACCCUGCAGAAGGGCUACACCAUCCACUGGGACCACACGGCCCCGGCCGAGCUCGCCAUCUGGCUCAUCAACUUCAACAAGGGCGACUGGAUCCGGGUGGGACUCUGCUACCCGCGAGGUACCAGCUUUUCCAUCCUCUCGGAUGUCCACAACCGCCUGCUGAAGCAGACGUCCAAGACGGGCACCUUCGUGCGGACCCUGCAGAUGGAGAAAGUGGAGCAGAGCUUUCCGGGCCGCAGCCACUACUACUGGGACGAGGCGUCAGGGCUGCUGUUCCUGAAGCUGAAGGCCCAGAACGAGAGGGAGAAGUUCGCCUUCUGCUCUGUGAAGGGCUGCGAGAGAAUCAGGAUUAAAGCUGUGAUACCCAAGCAUGCGGGCGUCAGCGACUGCACAGCCACAGCGUACCCCCGGUUUGCCGAGCGAGCCGUCGUGGACGUGCCGAUGCCCCGGAAGCUGGUUGGUGCUCAGCUGAAGACGAAGGACCGCUUCCUGGAGGUGAAGAUAGAAAGUUCCAAGCACCGUUUCUUCCACCUGCUGAACGACCUCGCUUACAUUGAAGUGGACGGCCGGAGGUACCCCAGCGUGGAGGACGGCAUCCAGGUGGUGGUGGUGGACGGCAGGCAGGGCCGCCUGCUGAGGCACGCAAGCUUCCGGAGCGCCCUGCUGCAGGGUGUCCCGUGGCAGCUCUUCAGUUACGUGGCGGACGUCCCCGACAACUCCAUAGUUCUCAUGGUAUCGAAGGGAAGACACGUCUCCAGGGGCCUGUGGACUCGAGUGCUGGAGAAGCUCGGGGCGGACAAGGGGCUCCGGCUGAAAGAGAAAAUGGCAUUUGUUGGCUUCAAAGGCAGCUUCCGGCCCACCUGGGUGACCCUGAACACCGAGGACCACAAGGCCAAAAUCUUCCAAGUCGUGCCCAUCCCUGUGGUGAGGAAGAAGAGGCUGUGAGGACGGCUGUCACCCUGAGGCCACCCCAUGUGGACUGGGGUGGUGGACUCUUGGCAGCAGGCCAGGGUAGGGUGGCUGGUCCCCGCAGCCGCUGUGCAGAAAGGCUGUGGGUCCGGGUAGAGGCCCAGGGAAGGAUACGCGCCCCCUGGCAGCUCCAUCUGCCCCGACUCGUGUCUGCCCGCAGCCCCAGGACGGUGCUGGAGACCUGUCCUCCCUGCAGUCUCCCGGGUGCUUCCCUCCCCGCCGGCCUCUUCCGUGGGGGUGUAG
Molecule: messenger RNA, 4453 nt
Organism: Pteronotus mesoamericanus
Lineage: Eukaryota; Metazoa; Chordata; Mammalia; Chiroptera; Mormoopidae
Gene: CEMIP
Product: cell migration inducing hyaluronidase 1
Exons: 29
Coding region: 110-4186 (1358 amino acids)
Source: RefSeq, a predicted model, not a curated record